Molecule: messenger RNA, 1546 nt
Organism: Daphnia pulex (common water flea)
Lineage: Eukaryota; Metazoa; Arthropoda; Branchiopoda; Diplostraca; Daphniidae
Product: tripartite motif-containing protein 59-like
Exons: 3
Coding region: 271-1308 (345 amino acids)
Source: RefSeq, a predicted model, not a curated record
CCCCCCCCCUGCUGUCCCCUCUAGUCCGGUUUAAAAAAUAAUCUGUUUUGAUGGGGUUUUCCUGGUAACAAAUUUGAUCGAUUUUUGGGUUCAACGUUUUUGUCAUUCAGAAUGUCGCCAAUAUAAAAACGUCACACGUACGACGAGUUUCUUUUGUGAUCAAUCAAAUCUUGGGCUCUGCGUAUAAAAGUCAGGAACUUCUUAUUGAUCAUUUAGAUUCGUCUUUCCGUGAGCUCUUCUUGUUGUAUCGACUUGAGCAAUCAGUUUAAAAUGGGAGAUAAAGAAGGAGAUACUUUACUCACUUGCAGAGUCUGUCGAAAUGAAUUCGAAGCGGAAAAGCGAGUGCCGAAAUUCUUACCGUGUCUACACACAUUUUGUCUUGUAUGCUUAAACAAGAUGAAGGCGCAAGACGGAGGUACGAUAAAGAAGUGUCCGACCUGUCACAAAGUUUGUGAUGUGAGUGUCGCAGACUUGCCGGUUAACGAUUACGUGUUGUACAUAUUAAUUAUGAGAUCCAAAAUGGAGGCUGAUGCCGUCAGAAUGCCUAGUCCGAGCAAAACGGGGCCGAGCUGGUGUUUACUAUGCGACAUGAUGGCCAAACCCGAUUGCAGUGCCCAAGAUCACGGAUUACUUUACUUGACGUCGGGUACGAUGAAGAACGUGGAGCGACUGGUCAGCCUGAAAAACGAGUUUAGAAACAUCAAGAUGCAACUGAUGAAAGCCAUCGAAGAACGCAAGAAGAUCAAACUUCACUACGCUGAACUGUUGGACGCCAUCAAAUGCAUCGAAAGUGAUAUCCACAGCAAGUUGGAUGAAAAUGAAAAACAGUUGGCCGAUUGGACGGAGCUAUCGGAGAAUAAUUUCCUGGUUGUCGAGCAACGUCAGCAUCAAGGAUCUCCUGCUGUGCCCAACGGCACCCAAUCCAACACGGGAUCGAUAGAUGCAGACGAUUUCUUCCAGCUCAUUUCGUCGGCGGGUAAUAAUUCCGGAAAGGAGAGAAUAACACUGGAGACGUGGAAGACGACGGUGGAAAAAACGUCGCAAGAAUACGACCAGAAAAUCGCCAAAAUCACAGCCGAGAAAACGGACAUUGAAGAGCAGAGGAAGAUGAGGAUCUCUGUCCGCAUGUGCGAUCCUUCCAAAAAAGACACGGCUCAACCGAUUGGUGAAAUUCUAUGCGAAGGUUUUGUUGUCAACGAGUUGGAGGCAAGUGAGAGCGUCAGUGACAUUGAGGAAAAAUUCCUUUUGCUUUUAUCUCACAUUGUGUACACACUUCACAAGCAAAGAAAACCCGAUCUCUUUCUGUAAUGUGUACUGAUGGAGGUCUUCAACGGUCUUCAAUACAAAAACACUAGUUAUUUAUUAGUGUGGGAAAAAGAAUAUGCCAUUAACACAAAUUUAAUCGUUUGGGUGUGUCACGAGAAAAAAGAAAAACGUUUUGAAGAAAUAGCCCGACUAAUAAUCAUUGUUCGUUCAAAAAGAAUAUGAGGCUAUUUCUGUUUAUUCUGUACACAUCUGUUAAUACAAUAAAAUUAAUUGGAGGGAA